AUGACCCCGGUGGCCGUCCCGCCUAGUCCUGGCAACGCCAGCGUCGCAGGCGCCCUCAAGGCCUGCCUCGACAUACUCUCAGAUAUGUGCUGCAUCAACACUCUGGCGAAGGAUUGGCCCGAUCUCCAGACCAAGCUCGACGUUGAGAGAACCCUGCUCCUUCAAUGGGCCGACAAGGUCAAGCUCCUCAACGACGUCCACGACAGGUGCCUCGACCAGCCUGACACCCACAGCCAGAUCAUUCAUCUGCUGCACACCACCUACAACAUGCUCACGGACAACCCUGGGCUCGCGCAUCACUUCUCCAUCAUCGCUCAUGAACAAGUGGACUCGCUCCCUGAUGCGACCUAUCUCCAAAGCUCCUGGAUCCUCAGCAAGCCGCGAAUGGAAAAGUUCAACAGCGAGUUUACCCGUCAGAACCUUCAAACUCUGCAUGUUCCGGACGGCACGCCUUCGACCACCAGGAUCCUCCGGGUCAUGACCUGCAAGGCUGGUUUCCAGUACUUCACUGAGAACAUCAGGCAGCUUGUCAAUUCCCUCAACAGACUCGCCAGCAGCCCCAACUGUCUCGAGUGUGCGGCGCAGAUGGCGGCAGAGGACGUCAAGGAGUGCAAGAACAUUGAUGACUUGCGCAAGGUUCGAGACGCCGCCAAGGGAAUCAGAGAUACGAUUGCUCUCUCGGCCGAGAAGCUCAUUGUCGACAUGGCGCGACGAAGAGUCUGGGCCAAUCUCCGGUUUGAAGGGAUCCAUGAGAGGAAGAUGACCCUGCAGGACCCUCACCCUGGUACUUUCGAAUGGGCUCUCAAGGCACCCGAGCCUGACACCGAGUGGGACAGUCUCACCGAGUGGCUUGAGUCAGGGUCCGGCAUCUAUUGGGUGUGUGGGAAAGCUGGCGCGGGCAAGUCGACACUUCUCAAGUACAUCUUCAACCAUCCCGAGACCAAGAGACGUCUGAGUACCUGGGGUGGAGACGAGCCUGUCUCUCUGGGAUCCUACUUUUUCUGGAAGUUGGGAAUAGUCCAGCAGCGAACCCGAGACGGCAUGGCCAGAGCAGUCCUGUAUCACAUCCUGAGAGCGAUGCCCCACCUCACCCCCAUUCUUGUGCCCACCAUGUGGCGAUUCGCCUACGAAGAAGGUCCCUUGGAGUCUCACGAGCCUCUGCCUCUGCCGUCUGUGGCGGAAGUGAAAGACGCCUUUGAGAAGAUGGCCGAGCCCGGCGUUCUCAACAUGAAAUUCAUCUUCGUCGUCGAUGGCUUGGACGAGUAUUCCGGCGAUGGAGCCAGAGCUGUCGCCUUCCUCCAGAUGCUCUGCACAUCCCCCAAGAUCAAGAUUUUGGCGUCGAGCAGGCCCAGUCCCGUCUUUGUUGAUUUAUUUGCCACCUCGCCAAAGCUUCAUCUUCACGAACUCGUCGGAGGGGAUGUUCUGCAGUAUGUGCAGGACAAGGCUGAUACUCAUCGGUACAUGAGAGCCCUGCGGGAGGUGGACGAAACCAUGGCCCUGAUCCUCAUCGAGAAGCUUGCCGAAAAAGCAUGCGGUGUCUUUUUGGGGGCUGUCCUUGGGACCAGGAUUUUGCUUCAGGGGUUCGACGGACUUGAACGCUUCGUCAACCUUGAACAGCGCAUCGAGGCCAUCCCAGAAGAGCUCGAGGACUUGUUCGCGUACGUGCUCAACCUGAUAGAGCCCUGCCACCGUAAGCAGGUGGCCAAGCUCCUCCGCAUCUGCUUCAGAAGCAAGGAGUCGCGAAGCGCCGAGGCUGAGCGAAGACGAGUCUGGAACCGCGACAUGGCCUCUGUCGACGAGGACAUGGACUCUGACGAGUUUGACCGCAAGUCCGAGAGAACCCUCAAAGCUCGUCACAGACAGUGCUUGGCCCUUGAGAACCGCCUUGCUAGCCGCUGCGGUGGGCUCUUGGAGGUUAUCCGG
This is a messenger RNA of Fusarium vanettenii 77-13-4, 1923 nucleotides long. RefSeq lists its product as uncharacterized. NCBI's taxonomy places the organism in Eukaryota, Fungi, Ascomycota, Sordariomycetes, Hypocreales, Nectriaceae. The annotation marks the transcript as partial. The transcript has a single exon. The record is from RefSeq and is a predicted model, not a curated record.